AUGGUUGAUCAUAGUAAUAACGAUAAUCAAUCAAAUAAAUUAGUCAAUUUAUCACAUAUUUUAUUAUCAAAGAUUGUUAGUUAUUUAGAUGAGAAUGUAGAUAGAAUAGUGUUCAGUUUAGUUUGUAAAAGAUGGUUCAAUGAAAGACAAAGAUAUCUAUCAUUUAAUACCUAUCAUAUCAAAAUCAUUAAUAAAAUCAAUAAUAAAUUUAUUGAUUUAAAUUCAUAUAAAUCGAUAAUCGUUGAUCAAAUCAACAGUAAAACAAAAUGUAAAGUUGCAGUUGGUUUGGGUCAUAUCAGAUAUUAUGAUCAUCUGAUACCAAAAGAGGAAUUAGUUGAUAUCGAUAGAUUAAGAACAUUAAAUAUUGAUAAAGUAGUUCUUUGUUUUGAGCAAUUCAAUAUUGGUUUUGGAAGACAGUGUAAUGAAAAAAACAAAGAGUAUAUAAAGAAUCUCUAUCGAUUAAUAUCCGAUUUAAAUAUAUCAAAGUUUAAGAAGAUUCAAUCAUUUUCAGCAUUGCCAAUGAAUAUUACAUCGCUAACGCUAUCACACUUCUUUUUGUUUGAAGGAGAGUUGGAACCUGGAGAUCUUCCACCAAAUUUGAAAACACUCAAGUUUAAUCGAAAAUUUAAUCAGCCAAUCAAAACAGGAGUUCUUCCAAACACAUUGGUUAAAUUGAAUUUCAACGAGUCAUUCAAUCAACCUCUCGAACCAGGAGUAUUACCUUCAUCUUUGAAGAUUCUCAAAUUCAAGAGAAAAGAUCAAACUUUAAAAAUGGAGCAUUACCUCAGACUCUUAGAAUACUACGAAAUGCACCAACAUCAUGGUUACCCACAAAUCAAAACACUUCCAAAUCUCAAGACAUUAUCAAUCAGUGGUGAUACACUAGAUUCUCAAAUCGACUUGAGUUGUCUUCCAACUUCACUCACAAGAUUGGAAAUAUUCGCACCUGUCACAUUGGUCAAUGUAAUGCCACCAACAAUCAGAUAUCUGGACGUGGAGUGUUGUGAUUUCGAAUUCGAUAUUAUAUUCAAAGAUCGAUCGCUAUAUCAAUUUGAUUAUCUGAAGUUAAAUCGAGACCAAAUAGCAUCUCUUGAUGGAUUUAAGAUCAAAGAAUUAGAACUAAGUAUGUCAUACGAGGCUGAUAAAUUCAAUAUUCCAAUUGGUGUUGAAACACUCUCUGUUCCAUUCAUAUCUACAUUUCUACAUAAAAUGAAGAUACCAAGUUCAGUAAGAAAGUUGAUUAUUUCCAAUGAGAUAGAUUGUAUCGAUGAUCUUCAGAAACAAUAUGACUUUACAUGUGGAGGUUCCAUUCAAGAAUUGGUCAUAAUCUGCAAUGAAUCAUCAUAUGCUGAGAGAAUUGCAGAUCAGUUUCAAUCAAUUAUCUCUCCUCCAAAUACUUUAAUCAAACUCACCGAUCUUGGAAAGGAAAUCUGGAUUCGAAUGAUUGACAAUCAAUAUUACAUUGUUUACUGUCAAUCACAAAUCAUGACAGCUAUUGUUCAUAAAUCACAACUUCACAAAUACCUGCUAUACUGUAUUACUGCAUAUCUAGAGUAUUAA
Messenger RNA from Heterostelium album PN500, 1560 nucleotides. RefSeq lists its product as uncharacterized. The record is from RefSeq and is a predicted model, not a curated record. NCBI's taxonomy places the organism in Eukaryota, Evosea, Eumycetozoa, Acytosteliales, Acytosteliaceae. Bases 1 to 1560 code for a protein of 519 amino acids. The transcript is spliced from 3 exons.